GGCACGUCCCCGUAUAACAAAUAUAUGGGAGUACCACCCCCUCCCCCCUCCCCCCGGGGGUUUUCGUCAUACUUUAUUAUGGCUUUUCUAAUCCUAAUCCUAACCCAAAACGGAUAUUAACUUGCAAUCGGGGUUAGGCCCUGGGAACGGCCCUAGAUUGCCGCUUUUUAUUUUGUCCAAACUUUAAAUUGAAUAUGCUACCUGUCGACGAAAUAAUCGUUUCUAUAGCCAAGCACACGCCAGGUGCUCUGGAGGUCACAUGAUUGCGGCAGGUGCUUGAUAUAUUUUCAUCCAAUAACGAAAACAAUUUGUUUAAGCCUAGACCCCAUACUAGAAUUAUUCAUUGUUAAAAAUUCACUACUUGAAAAUUGGAGAAUUGAAAGUUGGUUUGCCGUGUACCAUACUCAUUACUUUUUAUCUCCUGUGUGAUCGAAUCUAAGCGUUACCGAAAACGCGGUGUUGUACACUCAAGGCGAUUGAACAGUCUAACCGCAAAGUUUCCGCCAUUAGUGGGCUCUUAACAGGUGUGUUAACCUCUCCAAACCCUAGUUGAUGCUUCAAGGAGAAGUUUGCACACACACACAAAAAAAAAACAAGCUAGACAAGAGCAAAACAGAGUGAUGACAUCCAACGAUAGUAUUGUAGAAGGUACAGUUAAGCGAGAAUUUAACAGAUUAGACAUCCAGAGAGAGCAUGAUAGCUGUGAAUUCAAAAUGCAAACAUUGAUGCAGUCCCCCUCUCGCAAUAGACUACUGUCAAGAAAGCAGACCAAGAUUUGUCAAUUUUUCGCAACUGAUGAAAUCUCGAAACAUCGUCAUCUCAUUACACUUAAAUCUCAGGAGCCAGAAAAAUUCACAAGAAAACUUGAAAAUAUUGUUGUUGGGUUACCAAGUGGACAAACAGAUAGCAAGAAGAAAUUAAUGCCAGAAAAAAGCUUUCGAGAUGAGUCUACGCGAAAAGUUCCAUUAUCGAAAAGACUCCAUUCCGCUCAAAAAGAACUUGAACAUUUACGAAGGUAACUAUGACAACGACAUUCAAGUGAUUGAUCGAGAAAACAGGGACACAUAUGGGCCCAUUUUCCCGCCACUUUCAGCCAGCAAGUGUAAAUUAAAGAAUCGAUACGAAGGGGGAUUAAUUUCAUCUCCAUCGACUCCUUUAUUAAGAGAGUAUGCUAGAAUAUCUUAUUCUAGGUUCACAGAAUAUUGAACUUUCAGCCAUCAUCAACCUGCAGCUGACAUGCCUGUCGGGGACCGUCUGACUACAGAACUCGCAGACGGAUAAUCAAGUUGCCGUGAAAUGUAAAAUAGUGCUAUGCGGUCUACAUAAUUAUAAUCAAGUUGCCGAUAACUAAUUGUACUGCACCUAUGAAACAAAAACAAAAAAUUCUUGAACUUAAAGCGCUCAAUCCUCGGAACCGGAGGAAACUUCUGUUACUCAUUCCUUGCUCAACAAGAAAAUUAUCUGGAAUCGAAGUGCGAGCGAUGAGGAAGUCCCCUGCAUGAUAUAUGAAAGGCUUAUAUACAUCGUGCUUCUCCAACAUGUUUAUAUGCAUUAAAUUGAAGUAUUUAAUGGAACAGAAUCUUAUAUAGAAUUUUAAAUGAGCACRGACUUGCUUACUUAUGGAUUUCUGUGUACAUAUAUUUUUGUUUUCAAAAAUCAUAGCUCCAUCUUAAAAAUGAUGAUGAACAAGAAAGAACCUGUACAACGCCCUGUUAUAUCCCAUCACUCGAAGUAAAUAUGAACUAAAAGCCUGUAAUUGUAAUUAAAACUUAUUCAAUGAGCUAGAAUUUGAGGGCCAAGUGAAUGGCAAUGUACAGGUUUGGUAGAGCAUAAUUAAAUAAUGCUAAAAUGUACAGACAAAUUCCAUUGUUUUCUUUUCUCUGAUCUACUCUAUAUUGAACUAUUCAUUAUMUCUUAGCACUACUCGCCUCGACGGCGCAGAAAUUAUGCACCAUAACAGAUAAAACCUGAACUGACGUUUUGGAAAACAAAGUUAGUUAACACCUUCAAACACAAAGGCGUAACACAGAAAAAGGCAUUAUGGGAACUCGCGAUUGAGAAUUUGUGUUUAAGCGAUCAYUAAGUAGGGCUCCCUUUUUCCCUCAUAAACAUUUCGAUGGAACGAUAUUGAAUGUUAAAAGUUAAUUGCAGUCCCAAGGCUCUCACUGAUUCAGUGAAACCGGAUACACGUAUACGAUUUCUAUGGUAACCGGUUUGUGUUUUGCAGGUGAUAUUGAAGUCGCAUUAUAAUGUAUAGAGAUGUAUAUAAAUACAAGUUUUCACUCUCAAUAUCGACUAAACGAUGUCAAUGAGCUUGUAUGGGGAAGACGAUUUUCUAUCUCGUUGCGUUAACUUAACUUGUGAUGGGGAUUCGGAAUGGAAUUUCGCGGAUGAAACUACGGACAUUCUGAGCUUCGAGUGGGAUAUUGUAAAGCUAUCGGUGUACAGUCGAGAGCCAUCUAGAGAAGAACUACGUAGUAUCAGAGACUAUGGAUCGCGAAAAUCCAGUUUGGAAAAGCCAGUUGGACACAUUAUGCAGCUUAAACCUAAAUCUCUUGUUAAUGAGAAUAUAAAUGCGACAUUUUGGGAAAAGUUCUUGUCAAAGGAAAUCAGCAGGGAACCGACAUGCAAAAUGGAAAACACAGGCGAAACAUGGAAGAAAAGUGGGCGAGAAAUCCAAGACAACACCAACAUGAACUCAGCGUCAUUAUUAAAUAGAUCAAAAAGUGCGGAUGUUAUUUCCAAAUGUGAAAGCUCCAGCCAAGGAAAGGAUGCUUCAUUUUCAAAACAAACAUCUAAGAAUAUUAACCACAAUUGCUCUCAAAAUAGACCAAACACAAAGACCAAAAAACACUUUUCUGUCUAUAGUAAAAACUUUCAUCUUAACUCGAGGUUUUUGUGCAGAUCGUACUAUCCAAUGAGCUAUUGGAAACCAAGUAAAAGUUUUCCUUUAGCGAGAGAGCGUACAUAUAGUCCAAGCGAUUCUGUCAUAGAAAACAAAAAAUACUCUUUCAAACGUCCGUUGGAAAGGGCAAGCAAACAAUUCAGGUCCUGGAUAUGGCAGCCCGCAUCAGAAAAUCUAGUCCUUAAAACAAAAAUAAUCAAUAGGAAGCCAAAAUGUGGCCAGAGCCGUCAUGACAAGAAAGAAAAUGAGAAGCACAGUAAGUUCUCAAAGAAUAUAAUCAAAAAGGAGAAAGGAUGUGGAAGAUCACUCGUAAACCGACUCGAGCACGAAGUGUGUACUAGUACUAUUUCGCUCCCAGCUAUAUCUACUCAUUUUUCCUCUGCCGAUAAGCGAAUGCCACCGAAUAGCUUUGGCCAGUGCCAUAAUCUGUCGUGUGAUAGCUUACUAAGACAGUACCAAAGACAACAUGAUGAUUUAAUCAAGAACAAUUCGCGAAAGAAAAUUGGAAARAAAUUUACUUUGAAUGGGGCAAAAAAACAUGACUGAUCAGGGAUCACUCUGGACCAUCACGUCGACGUCACGAUAUGCUUGUAAAUUCUGUAUUAUGUAUUUUAUUGCCUGAUAAUAUAACUACUAAUUAAAAAAUUUCCUUCUUUGGAUACGAAAACCUUUAAACUCCGGGGCGUCGUUUCUCGGUAAUGCAUACCCAUCUGUUAUCAUCUUGAUUGAAAUUUGGUAUGUCUUGAAUGAAAAAGCCAAACGUUUGAUAUUUCAGAACAAGAAACCAUAGUUUUUCCAGAGCAAUUGAAUGGGUUUGUGAAGUCUAUGCCUUCAAAACGCAUCAACUUGGAGCGAAAAAAUA
Exaiptasia diaphana is the source of this 3767-nucleotide messenger RNA. RefSeq lists its product as uncharacterized. The transcript has 2 exons. The coding region runs from base 2303 to 3451 and encodes 382 amino acids. NCBI's taxonomy places the organism in Eukaryota, Metazoa, Cnidaria, Anthozoa, Actiniaria, Aiptasiidae. The record is from RefSeq and is a predicted model, not a curated record.